GACAGAAGCAGCAGCAACGCUGACUCGGGCUUCCCUGCCUUCCCUGGAAGCAUUGCAAGCCCAGCGCCCUUGUCUUGCUCCUGGAAGGCUGGAGUGGGGUGUGUGGGGGGCUGUGUGUGGCUCUGGGUCUUCUUCUCUGCCCAUGCGGUUGCGGAUCAUGUCUAACAACUACCUCCUCGCCCCGAUCCAAGAGGGACCCUCCGAGGACCUGGCCAGGGAGGUGAAGCUGGCCGUCCUGGGCACCGGGAGCGUAGGGAAAAGCGCUAUGAUAGUACGGUACCUAACCAGGAGAUUUAUUGGUGAUUAUGAGCCCAAUACAGGAAAUCUGUAUUCAAGACUUGUUCACGUUGAAGGCGAUCAAUUUUUUUUGCAAAUCCAAGACACCCCAGGAUGUAUUGAGGUUCAAGAAGACAUUGCUCAGAUGUUGGAUUCACUGUCCCGGUGUCUGAAGUGGGCAGAUGGUUUUCUCUUGGUCUAUUCUAUUACGGACUACCGUAGCUACCAGUCUAUCCGUCCCCUUUACCAACACAUCCGGAAGAUCCGCCCUGAUGCUAAAAUCCCUGUUGUCAUUGUUGGCAACAAAGGAGACCUGACUCAUUCCAGACAGGUGGCCAUGAAUGAUGGCCUCCAGUUGGCCAAUGAACUGGGCAGUGUGUUUCUAGAAGUUUCCACUAGUGAUAAUUACCAAAGCGUAUGUGAUGUGUUCCAGUAUCUUUGCAAAGAAGCCAGCAAAACACACAGCUGUGGCAGCGGAGAGAGAAGGAGGUCCUCUGUCAUUCCCCGCCCCAAAUCGCCAAAUAUGCAGGACCUCAAGAGACGUUUCAAACAGGCUUUAUCUUACAAAAUCAAAUAAUCCUCAGCCUGAAGUUCCUCCUGAACAGACUGUUUUAUAAAAUAUACAUUUAUAAGAAAAAUUUAUUUUUGUACCAAAGCUCCUUGUCUGUGUUUGAAAGUAUGAGACUUUCUUGCAAUGUUUUUGUAUGAAUUAACUCUCCUCCCCACAAAAAUAGGAUGGCUUGUAACAAAAUAAAACUGGGAAAGAGACAGACCCAGGUUGCCAGUUUCUAUGAUGGUUGUUUGCUGCAUAACCUAAGAGACAUGAUGUAGUUGUAUUUCUGCUCUGUCGCACUUCCGUAACAAUCAGGAAAUGCCUUAAAUCCUAGCAUUUCAAUGUAGCUUGGAUGAAGGAUUGGGAUGUUCACAACCUUCUCAGCACACACAAAAACACGCUGAAAUCCUACUGACAUGGCUGGUGCUAUUACUAGGCAAAGUGAGGGAUUUGCCUCAGGUGGCAGAAGCUGGGGAGAGGCAGUCCCUUUACUAUUCCUCCUGAGCUACCCAACCAUGUACCUCACAACCUGUUCUGUACCCGUUAAAGUAACCCGUAUCCCUCAGUAGUAGAGAACCAAGUGUGUGAAUACUGUAUACUGUAGUCAUAGUAGUUUAGUAGCACUUUAACUAUCAUGGCUAAAUUCUGUGGAAUACUAAGAUUUGUAUUUUGUAAGCUGCUCUAGUUCUGUAGUUCUCUUAAUGAAGAAUUAGCUCUCCAGCCUACAAAUUCCAGGAUUCCAUAGGAUGGAUCUAUAAUUGUUAAAGUGAUAUUGAAUUCUUUUAAGUCUGUGAUGGAGAUAAAUGCUAAGCAAUGUUGAAAUAAGAUUCAACUCUCAGUGGAAUUGUUGUGGAAUGCAUCUUGUACUUUGCCUCAGGCAGAAAAAAUUAUCUUUGUUGACCCUUCCCUAUGGAUUACUUUUCAAUUAAACCAAAGGCUGCCUGUUCCUUCAAUAUAUAAAUAUGGGGUGAGAAGUGCCACAUGACCAGCUGUGUAAAAAGGUGUGAAAC
Molecule: messenger RNA, 1839 nt
Organism: Sceloporus undulatus (fence lizard)
Lineage: Eukaryota; Metazoa; Chordata; Lepidosauria; Squamata; Phrynosomatidae
Gene: RASL11A
Product: RAS like family 11 member A
Exons: 4
Coding region: 143-853 (236 amino acids)
Molecular function (GO): GTP binding; GTPase activity
Source: RefSeq, a predicted model, not a curated record